AUGGUGUGCCUGUUCUAUGUCAGACUACCUGGACCAUGUAUGUCUGUUCCAUGUCUGGCUACCUGGUCCAUGUAUGUCUGUUCCAUGUCAGACUACCUGGACCAUGUAUGUCUGUUCCAUGUCUGGCUACCUGGACCAUGUGUGUCUGUUCCAUGUCAGACUACCUGGUCCAUGUGUGUCUGUUCCAUGUCAGACUACCCGGACCAUGUGUGUCUGUUCCAUGUCAGACUACCUGGACCAUGUGUGUCUGUUCCAUGUCAGACUACCUGGUCCAUGUGUGCCUGUUCCAUGUCAGACUACCUGGUCCAUGUGUGCCUGUUCCAUGUCAGACUACCUGGACCAUGUGUGUCUGUUCCAUGUCAGACUACCUUGACCAUGUGUGUCUGUUCCAUGUCUGGCUACCUGGACCAUGUGUGUCUGUUCCAUGUCAGACAAUCUGGACCAUGUGUGCCUGUUCCAUGUCAGACUACCUGGACCAUGUGUGUCUGUUCCAUGUCUGGCUACCUGGACCAUGUGUGUCUGUUCCAUGUCAGACUACCUGGUCCAUGUGUGUCUGUUCCAUGUCAGACUACCUGUCUCAGUUAA
Messenger RNA from Mytilus californianus (California mussel), 585 nucleotides. RefSeq names its product keratin-associated protein 10-4-like. The record is from RefSeq and is a predicted model, not a curated record. The coding region runs from base 1 to 585 and encodes 194 amino acids. Lineage: Eukaryota; Metazoa; Mollusca; Bivalvia; Mytilida; Mytilidae. The transcript has 2 exons.